GAGAUAUUUGCCCUUUUGCAAGAGCAUCUUGGCCUAUAACUUCAGUCAGCUGAAUUUGUGCAUUAAUGGCUGGACAGCCCCUAAUGUGAUCUUCUUUCUGGAAGUAACAGUCCAGUAUGUCAUUGAUGGGUAUAUCAAGAGUGUCAUCCUGAACUUUAUAUGGUUCAUUGCAUAUCAACUAUCUUCUAUAUUGUAUCGCUCAUGUGGGAAAAGACUUGCACAAGGCCAUACCGGAGUCUAUCUGGGCAAAAAGCUAAUAGAGUGUCUCAAGCUCUACGGCAUCAAGAAGAAAAAAGGAAGCAGUGCCAGCGAGACCAAUGAAGAAAAUGACAAUGACUCUCUCAGCAUAGAAAGCAAUGACAAUGCUGAGGCUAUUGACAAAAAUGAUGAAUACAAGCUGGAUGCUGACUGUGAGGCUGCUGACAUUGCCUCCAUCGAGGAGAUCAUUGAGGAGAUUGAGAAGAAGUACAAUCUCACUGAAGAGAAAGCCCAUCUUAGUUGUACGGCUGUAACCAAGUUAACUGAACUUGCCAAGCACGUCUUCCACUCUCCAACCUUGCACAAAGACCUUGCGGCCAGUUGUGAGAAGCAGAAGCUCACUUCUAAGGAAAUGAUAUUUCUCAAGGCUACCAAGCAAGUUUUGAAGUUAGUAGCACCACUUCUACACGAGGGUGUCCCACUCAUUGAUACUCUCACCACCCACCUCAAAAAUGUGAUUGUCGACUCUUCUCUAGUCAAACCUAUGUGCGCCGUGGCUGCAUGUGGCCUUCGAAUGCUUAACAAGUACUAUAGCAAAACUAAUGAGUCAGUUAUAUACUGGAUUGCCAUAAACUGGAUCGACGAGGCCAAACAUGUAUUCUGUGAGCAGUGGGAGCUGCAUUAUAAGCUGACAGACACUCUCAUGGCUGGAAGCACAGUUGCAUCUCAGGUGUGUACACUCAAUUGUGUCACUGAUAGCUAUGCUAAUUACUACUCUUUCAUGAUGACAUCAGCCAAUGGCGACGACAACUUCUUUGCCGAGAUCGACGCCUUCAACAUGCAUAUCACUGUGGAUCCCAUGGGUGACCACCCACUUGUGUGCAUGGGCCUUGACUAUCUGUCAGCACCAGCAGCAUCCACCGAUAUCGAGUGUGCAUUCUCUCAUGGUGGGCUGGCCAUGUCCAAGCAUCAUCAUGCUCUGUCAGAUGAGUUUGUGCAUGCUGCUUCUGUUCUUAAGUUUUGGGCUGGGCUGAAGGGGGUGAUUCCAGAGGAGAAGAUUAUCAAGGUAUUUUGGAAUAAGAGUAAGCAGCCAAAGGAGUUAACAGAACAUGUAAUAGAGGUUGACUAA
Phanerochaete carnosa HHB-10118-sp is the source of this 1327-nucleotide messenger RNA. RefSeq lists its product as uncharacterized. The record is from RefSeq and is a predicted model, not a curated record. Lineage: Eukaryota; Fungi; Basidiomycota; Agaricomycetes; Polyporales; Phanerochaetaceae. The transcript is spliced from 7 exons. The annotation marks the transcript as partial.